AUGAUUCGCUCAAGUUCUAUAUUAAUGUUGUUGACCUGCGUCGUUUGUUCGUUCUGUGAGAAAGAUUUCGUUUCACUCGGUCGACAUUCAUGGCGAUGUAAACAGCGAGUUAAUUAUGCAGAACAAGAUCACUCUGCCGAAAAUACGGCAAGGCAAACGCCCGUCAUGAAUUCUCCUAAUGUCGUCGUGUCAAGUCGAACCGUAAUCAAGUGUUGCUGUGGUAAAGUAUGUAAAGGAGCGCGAGGAUUAAAGAUGCAUCAACGCAGUUGUAGAGUUAUUCAAGGUCUAGACAGUGAAUUCCGUACAGACCUAGAGGAACAAAACAAUUCUGACACGGAAAAUAUUCCUGAAAUGGACCAAUCGACAAUCAACGAAACUCCUACGGUUGAAAAGGAAGAUAUUGCGAAUUUAAGAAAAGGUAUUAAACUCCCUAAAAGCAAUUCCGAAUGGUCAACGGCCAACGAACAUUUCAAAUUCGCUCUUCAGUCCAAUGAUCCAAUCACAUCACAAGAUUUAAAUUCCAACAUAAAACUGUUAAUUAAUUUAAAUAACAUCAUAUACAAUUACUUCGCCCAAAACUUUGGUUAUAGCGAAUCAGUGCCUGACAAUUCGCUACUAAAUAAAUGUAAGGACUAUGAAAUCAAGGAUUUGUGA
Paramuricea clavata is the source of this 654-nucleotide messenger RNA. The record is from the annotation of a GenBank genome assembly. NCBI's taxonomy places the organism in Eukaryota, Metazoa, Cnidaria, Anthozoa, Malacalcyonacea, Plexauridae.